AUGCUGCUGGAGCCGCUGGAGCCGCCAGAGCUGGCGCUGCUGCUGACACACCUGGAACACCGCGGGUUCGCCCGGCUGAGACUCGGUGACAUUCGCUCCUUCGCGCGCUCCGCGGGCACCGAGAGCUCUCCCUCUCUCCGCCGCUUGGUGGCGCUGUCCAAUGGAAUUUCCCGCUGGGUGCAGCUGCGCGUCCUGCGCCCCCUGGCGGCCCCGCAGCGCGCGGCGGCGCUGGGGCAGUGCCUGCACCUGGCACAGAGCCUCCUGGAGCUCCGCAAUUUCAAUUCCCUCCUGGCCGUGGUCGGGGGGCUCGGCCACGGCUCCAUCGCGCGGCUGCGCCGGACCCUGGUGCUGCUGACCCCCCCCCUAAUCCAGGACCACGCAGAGCCCCACCCCCACAUCCCGCUGGACUCCGAGGUCACCCAGGGCCUGAAGGACCACCAGGACCCCGGCCCCUGGCAGCCCUCCGAGGACCCCCAAGAGCCCAAGGUCACCCAGAGCCCCUCGGCCCCGCUGGAGGCCAAGGGCAACGAAGACCCCGCGGCGCGUUCGGACCCGAGGCUCCACCAAGCCCCGGUGGCCACGCGAGCCCCCCAGGACCACCCGGGCAGCCGGGCCGAGCGAGCCCCCCAGGACCCCGCAGAGCCCAAGGUCAAGCGCGGCCCGAGGGUCCCUCGGGACCCCAAGGGAGGCUCCGAGCGCCACCGACCCCGCGAGCCCAGCUGGGCCAGUGCAGCGCCCCGCCCGUGUGCCCGGGUCCCCUCGGGUGCCCACCUGGGCCUGGUGCUGAUGACUUUGGGCUCUCUCCUGCUGCCGUGCGCCCGGGGCUCGGCGCUCGAGUUCGGGGGAGCCCCGGGGCAAUGGGCGCGCUACGGGCGGUGGGCACCGGGCACGGGGGGCCAGCUCAGCUUCCGCCUCAAGACCAACGUGACGCGGGCGCUGCUGCUCUACCUGGACGACGGCGGCAACUGUGACUUCCUGGAGCUGCUGGUGGCCGAGGGGCGCUUGAGGCUGCGCUUCGCCAUCGCCUGCGCCGAGCCCGCCACGCUGGAGCCGCCGGCUCCCGUCAGCGACGGCCGCUGGCACUCGGUGCUGCUGAGCCGGCACGCCCGGCACGCCGCGCUGGCCGUGGACGGCGAGGCUCGGGCGGCCGCCGUGCGCUCCAAGAGGCCCGAGAUGGCCGUGGCCAGCGACCUGUUCGUCGGGGGGAUCCCGCCCGACGUGCGGCUGUCGGCGCUGACGCUCAGCACCGUCAAGUACGAGCCGCCGUUCCGCGGGUGGGUGGCCGACCUGAGGGUGGGAGACGCUCCGGCCGCGCUGCUGGGAGCGCAGGGGGUCCGGGGGGACGGGGACGAGCGCUGCGCCCACCACCCACCCUGCGCCCACGGCGGCCGCUGCACCCUGCGCCGUGGGGAGCCCCGCUGCGACUGCGCCGGCACCGGCCACCGCGGGCCCUUCUGCGAGGAAGGUGAGGGAGAAGAGGGGGUCACGGGGCUGGGCUGGGCGCGGGGUGGGCUCGGGAGGGUCAGCUCGUCGUGGUUGUCCUCGUCCCCUCGUGGCCGUGCCGAGUACGUGGCCACGUUCCGGGGCUCGGAGUUUUUCUGCUAUGACGUGUCGCGCUCUCCGGUGCAGAGCAGCGCCGAUGAGUUGGCUCUGGCGUUCCGCACUCGGCAGCGUCACGGGCUCCUGCUGCACACCGGCCGCGCCGCCGAUUUCCUCAACCUGUCCCUCAAGGCCGGGGCCGUGUGGCUCGUGAUCAACCUGGGAGCCGGAGCCUUCGAGGCGCUGGUGGAGCCGGUCAAUGGCAAAUUCCACGACGGAGGCUGGCACCACGUGCGCGUGACGCGCAACCUGCGGCAGAACUUCAUGGGCUGCCUCAAGGACGUGGUUUACAAGAACAACGACUUCAAGCUGGAGCUGUCGCGGCUGGCGCAGGAAGGGGACGCGCGGGUGACGCUGCACGGGGCGCUUCUCUUCCACUGCGACCCCCCCCCCGCGCUGGACCCCGUCACCUUCGCCACCCCCCAGGCUCACCUGGCGCUGCCCACCUGGCGCCCGGCCCGCGCGGGCUCCGUGUCCUUCGAUUUCCGCACCACGGAGCCCAACGGGGUCCUGCUCUUCGGGCAGGGACCCCCCCGCGACCCCCCGGCCGCCCCUCCCCGGGGGCCCCCCCCGCCGCCCCCCGAUUUCCUGGCGCUGGAGCUGCUGGACGGGCACCUGUACCUGCUGCUGGGCAUGGGCGCGGCCGGGCUGCGGCUCCGCGCCAGCGCCCGGAAGGUGACGGAUGGGGAGUGGUGCCACGUGGACGUGCAGCGCGACGGCAGGAAAGGCUCGGUGUCCGUCAACAGCCGCAGCACGCCCUUCUUGGCCAGCGGUGACCGCGACGUUCUGGACGUGGGGGCCGAGCUGUACCUGGGGGGGCUCCCCGAGGGUCGCCCCGGGCCCCCCGCGCCCCCCGAGCUCUGGGCCGCGGGGCUGCGCCUCGGCUUCGUGGGCUGCGUGCGGGACCUGUUCGUGGACGGGCGGAGCCGCGACGUGCGGGCGCUUUUGGGGGCCGGGGGCUCCGGGGGGACCCCGGGGGUCGCCCCGCUGUGUGCGAGGGACCCCCCCCGGCUGUGCGCCAGCGCUCCGUGUCGCAACGGGGGGACGUGUCGCGAGGGGUGGAACCGCUUCGUGUGCGACUGUCGCGGCACCGGGUACCUGGGGCCGCGCUGCGAGACAGAGGCGGCCGUGCUGAGCUAUGACGGCAGCAUGUACCUGAAGGUGCAGGUGCCGGGGGAGCAGACCGAGGCCGAGGACGUGUCCUUGCGUUUUAUGUCCCCCCGAGCCUUCGGCCUCGUCCUCGCCACCACCUCGCGCCACUCGGCCGACACCCUGCGCCUCGAGCUGGACGGGGGGCGCAUGAAGCUCACCCUCAACCUGGACUGUGUCCGCGUGGGCUGUCACCCCAGCAAAGGCCCCGAGACGCUUUUUGCGGGGCAGCGCCUGGAUGACAACGAGUGGCACUCGGUGCGGGUGGCCCGGCGCGGCCGCAGCCUCCAGCUCGCCGUCGACAACGUCACCGUCGAAGGGCAGCUGUCGGGCUCUCACACCCGCCUGGAAUUCCACAACAUCGAGACCGGCAUCGUCACCGAGCGCCGCUUCCUGGCCGUGGUCCCGUCCAACUUCCUGGGCCACCUGAGCGGGCUCGUGUUCAAUGGGCUGCCCUACCUGGACCUGUGUCGCGACGGUGACAUCAGCACGUGCGAGCUCAACGCGCGUUUCGGCCGCCGAGCCAUCGUGGCCGACCCGGUGGCUUUCGGUGGCCGCGGCUCCUACGUGGCCCUGGCCACCCUCCAGGCCUUCGCCUCCUUCCACCUCUUCUUCCAGUUCAAAACCACGGCCCCCGACGGCCUCAUCCUCUUCAACGGCGGCAGCGGCUCCGAUUUCCUGGUGGUGGAGUUGGUUAAAGGGUACAUCCACUACGUGUUCGACCUGGGCGAGGGCCCCUCGCUCAUGAAGGGCAACUCGGAGCAGCCGCUGCACGACGGGCGCUGGCACGAGGUGGCCGUGGCACGAGAGGGGGGGGCCCUGCACGGGCUGAGAGUGGACGGGAGACCCGUGACCCAGCACGGGCAGGGGGCCCGCGGCCUGCAGCUCAAAGGUGAGCUGUACGUCGGGGGGGUCAGCCCGGGGCUCCUGGGCCGCCUGCCGAGGCUCGUGGCCUCCCGGGGAGGCUUCCGGGGCUGUUUGGCCUCGCUGGACCUGAACGGGCGCCUGCCCGACCUGCUGGGGGACGCCCUGAGACGAGUGGGGGACGUGAGGAGGGGCUGCGACGGUGAGACCCCCGAGACUGGGGGGGUUCGGGGGGCUGGGGACGGUGAGACCCCCGAGACUGGGGGGCCGAUGGGGGGCCGGGGGGGCCCCGGGGCGCUGGGGGUGCUGGCGCUGGGGGCGCUGGGGGUGCUGGGGGUGCUGGGGGUCUUGGUGCCCCCCGCCCGCCCCGCCCGCGUCUCCUCCAGCCUCUCCACCACCCACCACGUGCAUCACUUCCACGGGCGGCACGGCACGGCGCCCAUCGCCAUCAACCGCGCGCCCUUCCUCACCCGCGGCCACCACGGAGAUCUCCAGGGGUUCCCGGUCAAGGCUGGACUUGCUGAUUUCCCACAGCUCCACGUUCAGGGGGCCGUGGGGGUCCUGUUCAACGUGGGCACCGAGGACAUCGCGCUGGAGGAGCGGGGGGCGGCCGUCAGUGACGGGCGAUUCCACGUCGUCCGCUUCACUCGCAGCGGCGGCAACGCCACGCUCCAGGUGGACGGCGGCCCCCUGCACGAGAGAUACCCGCCAGGCCGGCAGCUGACCAUCUUCAACAGCCAGGCGCGGGUUCGGGUGGGGGGCCGGGACCGCGGCCGCCCCUUCCAGGGGCAGCUCUCGGGGCUCUACUACAACGGGCUGAAGCUGCUGGCGCUGGCGGCCGAGGGACACCCCCGCGUGCGCCUCGAGGGGGACCUGCGGCUCGUGGGGGACCCCCCCCCGCCCCCCGCGCCCCCCGGCGCCACCCCCGCGCCCCCCGACAUGGCCACCACCAUCAUGGAGACCACCACCACCAUGGCCACGACCACCACCCGCCGCGGGCGCUCGCCCACGCUGCGCGACACCGUCGCACAGAACACGGACGAUCUGCUGGUGGCCUCGGCCGAGUGUCCGAGCGAUGACGAGGACCUGGAGGAGUGUGAGCCGGGCACAGCGGCUCCGCCUCUUCCUGCGCCGCCCCCGGGACCCCCCGAAUCCGCCGGGACCCCCCAAAACCUCCCCCCGGGGCUGAUCCCGGCCCUCCCCUCCGCCAGGGGGCGCCGCGCCCUCUCCCGGCCCCGCCCUCGCUGUGACGUCACAACGAAGGCCACGCCCCCCUCCUCCCACCCGCGGCGCUUCCGCCCCGCGCGCGGGAACGGCGCGAGGAGCGCGCGGAGCCGUGACCCCACGGUGACCCCACGGUGA
Molecule: messenger RNA, 4974 nt
Organism: Sturnus vulgaris (Common starling)
Lineage: Eukaryota; Metazoa; Chordata; Aves; Passeriformes; Sturnidae
Source: RefSeq, a predicted model, not a curated record